UAGUUCAUCACAACAAGAUCAGGACCAACAAAGUGAUGAUCUAAUUGCAUCAGAUAUCCAUCAUUGUACAAAUUCAAGGGUGUGGACCAAGGAAGAUAAAACCAUUUUAUUAAAGCAUUGCCUUAGAAAACGAAUAAACACCGAUGAACUUUACGAAUUGGGCCUAUUAAAAAAAUCUCAGGCAAUGUCUAAGCAGUGGAAAUCAAUGAAAAAUAAGAUCAAGAAAUCAUUUGAC
This is a messenger RNA of Entrophospora candida, 235 nucleotides long. The record is from the annotation of a GenBank genome assembly. Lineage: Eukaryota; Fungi; Glomeromycota; Glomeromycetes; Entrophosporales; Entrophosporaceae.